CGUAAUUUUUCAUGUUCAUCUCCUUCUUACCCUAAACCAGCAGCCACCGCCGUCCAAAUAUAUCAUUUUUCUCACUCAACUUGUAUCUCUCUUACUCUUCAUAUCUCCCAUAAUUCUUGUUUGAAGGUCAUAGUUGCAACUUGCAAGUGAGAAUUGAAAUUGGAGCAUACCCAGACACGCUGCUUCUUCCUCUUCUCUUCAAUUGAAACUUGAAACCCUUUCUUGCAAGAUGCAGGCGAGUGAUAGGUUUAACAUCAAUUCACAACUUGAGCAUCUUCAAGCUAAAUAUGUUGGAACUGGUCAUGCUGAUAUGAACAGAUUUGAAUGGGCAGUUAACAUUCAGCGUGAUAGCUAUGCUGCUUACAUCGGUCACUAUCCUUUACUUUCAUAUUUUUCGAUUGCUGAGAAUGAAUCUAUUGGAAGACAACGCUAUACCUUCAUGCAGAAAAUGCUCCUGCCUUGUGGUCUGCCUCCAGAAAGGGAAGAAGAUUAAAAAUUUGUCGUCCAGAUUACAAAUGGCUCAUCCUGGUUUAUGG
Messenger RNA from Trifolium pratense (red clover), 536 nucleotides. RefSeq lists its product as uncharacterized. The record is from RefSeq and is a predicted model, not a curated record. Lineage: Eukaryota; Viridiplantae; Streptophyta; Magnoliopsida; Fabales; Fabaceae. Gene Ontology annotation, biological process: mRNA splicing, via spliceosome. Gene Ontology annotation, cellular component: U2 snRNP; precatalytic spliceosome. The coding region runs from base 230 to 493 and encodes 87 amino acids. The transcript has 2 exons.